This is a messenger RNA of Zootermopsis nevadensis, 943 nucleotides long. The record is from RefSeq and is a predicted model, not a curated record. Lineage: Eukaryota; Metazoa; Arthropoda; Insecta; Blattodea; Termopsidae.
CAUAAAUUUAAGUUUUGGGAUGCAAGAAGGCAAAGAGAUGUACGACAUACAUAAUUCUUGGAUAUACAUUUUCGGAAGCUUCUGUCAACAAGGUCACGACAUCGCGACAAGUUUGUGGUCGUGUCGCUUACUGUACUUAACAUCGUAUUUGACAUACGUAAUACUGUUCACUGCAUAUUCAGCCAUCUUCAUAUCCAUGUUGGCUGUGCAUCAGUUUUCAAUGCCCUUCUCAGACUUUCAAGGACUUGUGGACAUCGGGACGUAUCGCUUUGCUGUGGUGGGUCUAUCCGUUUACCUCGACCUUUUUUACCAAGCAACUGACCCAGCACUGAAGCAAGUGUACCAGAGACUGAUCGUGCCAAAUAUCAACAACUUACCAAAGACCAUGAUGGAAGGAUUCCAACGAAUAUGUGAUGAAAACAAUUACGCUUUCGCUGUUGAUGACGAACUAGUAAGUGGCAGGCAACUGAGCUGUGACGUCAUAGCCGUGCCGUAUGCCUUCUUCAGGACGCCUGCAUCAAUGAUCGUCAGCAAAAGCUGCCCGUACAAGAAGCUCUUCAGCCUUUAUAUUGAAAUGAUGAGGGAAUCUGGAAUUUUGAAGAAGCUUGAAACGUACACCAGCGUUAUACCCGCAGCCGAACAAGUUCCUGGCACUCAGGCGUCACUCGAAGACAUUUCGUCUGUUUUAGUGAUUGCUAUGAUUGGUGUUCUAGCCUCUGUCAUCUGCCUUCUGGCCGAAAUCUUACUUUUUCGGUUCAGGCUUUAUUUUAGGCGCCAGAUGUUUAAUCCUACAAUUCCGUUUUCAGAUUAAAAUUGAGUAAAUUACAGUCGCUUCAACAGAUGCAGUCGUCUUGUUUUGGUUGACUUCAAGCAUUUCUUUAAAGUAACUUCACGUUAAGUAUUAUGAGUACUCGUGCGCCUAACUGCUGCGACCGUCGGUUCG